Mycotypha africana is the source of this 1803-nucleotide messenger RNA. Its product is annotated as P-loop containing nucleoside triphosphate hydrolase protein. Gene Ontology annotation, biological process: mRNA splicing, via spliceosome. Gene Ontology annotation, molecular function: zinc ion binding; RNA binding; ATP binding. The transcript is spliced from 5 exons. NCBI's taxonomy places the organism in Eukaryota, Fungi, Mucoromycota, Mucoromycetes, Mucorales, Mycotyphaceae. The record is from RefSeq and is a predicted model, not a curated record. Bases 1 to 1803 code for a protein of 600 amino acids. Gene Ontology annotation, cellular component: spliceosomal complex.
AUGCGUUUGUUCUAUAAGUUACUCGAAGAUGAAGAGGAUGAUUACGUACCUUACGUUCCCAUUAAGCAAAGACGCCUAGAAAAACUACAUAAAUAUGCAACUCAACGACGAAUGACACACGAUUUACGAGAUCGAUCAAGCAAUGAUGAAGGAUCAGAAGAAGACGAAGCUGUGCAAGCAGGACCGAGGGCCAAUAUCAGUUUACUUGAUCAAACAGUUCAACAGAGAAAGCAGAUUCCUGAAAAAACAGAGGAAGAAAAGAGACUAGAGGAGGAAAGGAGGAUUGAAGAGGCUCAGGCGCGCCAUAAAGCAUUGGUUUCUGUACAAGAAUCAGCCCAUGGAUUGAUAUACACAGACCCCAUUAAGACGUCUUGGUCACCACCAAAGUGUAUUUUACAACAAGGAGAAGAAUUUCACCAAGCUAUACGUGAAAGAUAUCAUAUUUUAGUGGAGGGAGAAGAUCCUGUGCCACCCAUUCGAUAUUUUGAAGAUAUGAAGCUGCCAUCAGUUAUUUUAGAUUAUUUGAAGGAUAAAAAGAUUCUAAAGCCAUCCCCCAUCCAAAUUCAAGGCUUACCCGUAGCAUUGACGGGCCGUGAUAUGAUUGGUAUCGCAUUCACGGGUUCAGGCAAAACAUUGACUUUCUCACUUCCUCUCGUUUUGUUUGCUUUGGAAGCCGAAGUGCGAUUGCCACUAGUUCAAGGGGAAGGCCCUAUCGGCAUGAUCCUCUGUCCUUCCCGUGAAUUAGCGCGUCAAACGUACGACGGUCUCAACGCGAUGUCAGAAGCCCUCUCAAAAUCCGGAAAAUACCCUGAACUGCGUUCUCUUUUAUGUAUCGGUGGCAUCGACAUGCGUGAUCAACAAGACGUGCUUUAUCGCGGGUUCCAUAUGGUGGUCGCUACCCCUGGUCGUUUAAUGGACAUGCUUAACAAAAAGAAAUUCAACCUAGACAAUUGUAAAUACCUAUGCAUGGACGAAGCAGAUCGUAUGAUUGAUAUGGGUUUUGAGGAUGAUGUGCGAACCAUCAUGUCUUUCUUUAAAAGUCAACGUCAAACGCUUUUGUUUUCAGCUACUAUGCCCAAGAAGAUCCAAGAGUUUGCGUUGUCUGCACUUGUUAAACCGAUGGUGGUGAAUGUCGGUCGUGCAGGUGCGGCUAAUUUGGAUGUCAUACAGGAAGUCGAGUAUGUGAAACAAGAGGCAAGAAUGGUUUACUUAUUAGAAUGCUUACAAAAGACACCACCACCCGUACUUAUUUUUGCUGAAAAUAAAAAUGAUGUGGAUGAUAUACAUGAAUAUUUAUUGUUGAAGGGUGUAGAAGCAGUGGCCAUUCAUGGCAGCAAAACUCAAGAAGAACGUGAAUAUGCUAUCAACUCCUUUAAAAGUUACAAGAAGGAUGUACUUGUGGCUACAGAUGUGGCUUCCAAAGGUCUAGAUUUUCCAGAAAUCAAACAUGUUAUCAAUUUCGAUAUGCCCAAGGAGAUCGAAGAUUAUGUACAUAGAAUUGGUCGUACAGGUCGUAGUGGUAAAACUGGUAUUGCAACGACUUUUAUCAAUCAACAAUGCUCUGAACAGAUUCGACUUGAUUUGAAGCAUUUACUAAGAGAAGCCAAACAAAAAAUCCCGCCGUUUUUGGCAGCUAUGGAAGAUCCUAUGGAGAAAUAUGGAGGGCAAUUGCUCUCUGGUGGUUGUUCCUUCUGCGGCGGUCUGGGUCAUCGUAUUAAUGAUUGUCCAAAAUUAGAACAGCAAAGAAGACAGCAAAUGAACACUAUGAUGAGCAGAAGCCGGGGUGAUGGAGGAGGCUUUUAA